Hibiscus syriacus is the source of this 3708-nucleotide messenger RNA. Its product is annotated as ubiquitin carboxyl-terminal hydrolase 12-like. The record is from RefSeq and is a predicted model, not a curated record. The transcript is spliced from 11 exons. Bases 1 to 3708 code for a protein of 1235 amino acids. Gene Ontology annotation, molecular function: cysteine-type deubiquitinase activity; protein binding; cysteine-type endopeptidase activity. NCBI's taxonomy places the organism in Eukaryota, Viridiplantae, Streptophyta, Magnoliopsida, Malvales, Malvaceae. Gene Ontology annotation, cellular component: nucleus; cytosol. Gene Ontology annotation, biological process: regulation of protein stability; protein deubiquitination.
AUGAGUGAAAUAGGAGAGAAAUUAAAGUUAAGUGAUGAUUCGUCCCGCAUUUCUGGGGUUUAUCGGACGAAAUAUGUUGUUUUUUGUUUGGUUUCUGCUCUGAUCGCAAUGAGAAUUGAGGCUUGGAAUUAUAUUUAUAAUGUUGUUGCUCAAGGGAGCUGGAAAGUGUUUCCAAAUAGCUUGAAAUCUUUGUCCGCCGCCGCCGGCUUUCCUCGGUGUAAUUACGACAACGAGGGGAGUUUUUUGGAGCACCGAAGGCAUCUUAGAGAGUCAAAAAUUCAUCGUCUUCAUCGUGCUAGUGCGCCACCGCCAUUACGCUUAUUACAUUCAUUACCUUGCUUCUCAAGAUUCAUAACAGUUCAUAACUUCCCAAUUUGCCUCUCAAUUUCCAUAGCCAUGGCUGACAAUACCCCUUCACCUAUUGAACAACAAGAAGAUGAGCAAAUGUAUGAGCCAAUCCAUGAUUUGAUGCCCGAGGAAGUUGUAACUCCAACCGGGACUGCAAAGACUGAGGAAAAUGAACAGACGGAGGUUCCUCCUUCAACAAGAUUCACAUGGAAGAUUGAUAACUUCUCUGGUAUACACGCCAGGAAGCUCUAUUCAGAUGAUUUUAUCGUUAAUGGUUUCAAAUGGCGAAUAUUGAUAUUUCCAAGGGGUAUGAACGUCGAUCAUUUGUCUGUGUAUUUGGAUGUUGCUGACUCAGAAAGUUUACCCUACGGAUGGAGUAGAUAUGCACACUUCACUUUGACAGUAAAGAAUCAAUUUCAUGAUAAAUAUUCAGUCAGAAAAGAAACAAAUCAUCAUUUUAAUGCAGGACAAGAUGAUUGGGGGUUUCCAUCCUUUGUGCCCCUUGGUGAGUUACAUGAUCCUGCCAAAGGGUAUCUUGUGAACGACACUUUGAUUGUUGAAGCAGAGAUUGUUGUCCGCAAAAUUGCGGAUCACUGGGAAUAUGACUCAAAGAAAGAAACCAGUUACAUUGGUCUUAAGAAUCAAGGAGCAACAUGUUACAUGAACUCUCUGCUUCAAACGCUUUAUCACAUUCCUUACUUCAGGAAGGCAGUUUAUCAUAUGCCUACAACUGAGAAUGAUACGCCAUCUGGAAGCAUUCCUCUUGCUCUGCAGAGUUUGUUUUACAAACUCCAGUACAGGGACAGCAGUGCUACAACAAAAAAGCUGACUAAAUCUUUUGGAUGGGACGCAUUUGACUCUUUCAUGCAGCAUGAUGUUCAAGAAUUUAAUAGGAUUCUAUGUGAAAAACUUGAAGAUAAAAUGAAGGGAACUGUUGUGGAAGGCACCAUACAGAAACUGUUUGCAGGGAACAUUGUGAGCUUCAUCGAGUGCAUUAAUGUGGAUUAUACAUCUGCCAGGAAGGAGUCAUUUUAUGACCUUCAGCUUGAUGUUAAAGGCUGCCGAGAUGUAUAUGCUUCUUUUGACAAGUAUGUAGAAGUUGAACGCCUUGAAGGUGAUAAUAAGUAUCGGGCUGAACAAUAUGGAUUGCAGGAUGCUAAGAAGGGCUUGUUGUUCAUUGAUUUCCCUCCAGUCCUUCAACUUCAGCUUAAACGAUUUGAAUAUGAUUUUUUGCGGAAUACCUUGGUCAAGAUUAAUGACCGUUAUGAGUUCCCUUUGCAACUUGACCUUGACCGAGAUGAUGGAAAAUACUUAUCACCAGAAGCCAAUAGGGGUGUUCGGAAUCUUUACACGCUUCACAGUGUCCUUGUUCAUAGUGGUGGUGAGCAGGGUGGACAUUAUUAUGCAUAUAUCAGGCCGACUCUUUCUGAUCAGUGGUAUAAAUUUAAUGAUGAAAAAGUAACCAAAGAAGAUACGGAAAAGGCAUUAGAGGAGCAAUACGGUGGGGAAGAGUUCCCAGAGACAAAUCCCGGAUUCAAUAAUACUCCACCUAGAUUUAACAAAUAUUCAAAUGCAUACAUGCUGGUGUACAUACGAGAAAGUGACAAGGACAAGAUAAUAUGUAAUGUGGAGGAGAAUGACAUUGCAGAACAUCUUAGGGAGAGAUUGGAGAAAAAAAAAGAAGAAAAGGAAAAAAGAAAGAAACAGAAGGCAGAGGCGCACCUUUACACUAUCAUAAAGGUUGCACAAGAUGAUGAUUUUGCAGAGCAGAUUGGUAGGGACAUAUAUCUUGAUCUUGUGGACCAUGAUAAAGUCAAGUGUCUUCAUAUUCAGAAGCAGACGACUUUCAUUGUGUUUAAGGAAGAGAUUGCUAGAGAAUUUGGUGUACCAGUGCAAUUUCAGCGAUUCUGGAAGUGGGCCAAGCGUCGAAACUUUUCCUACCGUCCAGAGCGACCAUUGACACCUUUGGAGGAAACACUAUCUGUUGGAACCUUGAGGGAGGUAUCUAAGCCUCCCAAUGAAGAACUAAAUCUGUUCCUGGAAGUUGAGCGUGGACUGGAUUUACGACCAAUAGCUCCACCAUAUAAGACAAAGGAAGAUAUUUUACUUUUCUUCAAGCACUAUGAUCCUGAGAAAGAAGAGGUUCGCUAUGUUGGAAGGCUGUUUGUGAAAAGGGCUUCUGAGCCAAUAGAAAAUUUGUCCAAAUUAAACGAAAUGGCAGGGUAUGCUCCUGAUGAAGAGAUCGAUCUUUUUGAGGAAAUUAAUUUUGGGCCCAGUGUUACGGGUGAACCUAUUGACAAGAAAACCACCUUCCAAGCUAGCGAGCUUGUGGAUGGUGACAUAAUUUGGUUUCAAAAGUCUGUUACCACCGAAAGUAGUAAGCAAUACCACUGUCCAGAUGUUCCUUCAUUUCUGGAAUAUGUUCAUGAUCUCCUGGUUGUGCACUUUCGGUCUUUAAAAAAACCCAAGGAAGAUGAUUUCUCUCUGCUGUUUUCAAAGUUUACUACUUACGAUGGUGUUGUUGAAAGAAUAGCUCAGCAACUUGGUUUGGAUGAUCCAUCAAAAAUCAGGCUUACUCCGCAGAAUUGUUACACUCUGCAACCUAAACAUCUGCCUAUCAAGCAUCGUGGAGUGGAUCAUUUGAUUGACAUGCUGCUGCACAGAGGUCAUACUUGUGAUAUUUUGUACUAUGAAGUAUUAGACAUCCCUCUGCCAAAAUUAGAAGCUUUGAAACAACUGAAGGUAGCAUUUCAUCAUACUACAAAGGAUGAAGUUGUUAUCCAAACUUUUAGGCUUCCAAAACAGAGCACUGUUAUGGAUGUGAUUAAGGAUCUUAAGGCAAAAGUGGAGUUGUCUCAUCCCGAUGCAGAACUGAGGUUGCUUGAAAUUAUCAAUCACAAGAUCUACAAGAUUGUCCCACCUGACGAGAUGGUUGAGAACAUAAAUGACGAAUACUGGACAUUGCGGGCAGAAGAGAUCCCAGAGGAAGAAAAGAAUCUUGGCCCAGAUGAACGCCUAAUCCCCGUAUUCCACUUUUCCAAGGAGAGGUAUCAAACCACGAAUUUUGGCGAGCCCUUUUUGAUGAUGAUUCGUGGAAGUGAGACUUUGGCCGAAGUAAAAGUCCGAAUACAGAGGAAGCUGCAAGUGCCAGACGAGGAGUUUGCCAAGUGGAAAUUUGCCUUCAUCUCACUUUCCCACCCACUGUACCUUGAAGAUUCUGAUAUCGUAGCCAGUGGUUUUUGGGACCCGGCUGCUGAUGGUCUUUGGGACCAGUGUCUUGGAUUGGAUCACUCUAAAGGACCUGGUACAGUUCCUCAGAACCGACCCAAUGUCGAGAAGCCAGUAAAAAUCUUCACUUAG